Molecule: messenger RNA, 1437 nt
Organism: Bactrocera tryoni
Lineage: Eukaryota; Metazoa; Arthropoda; Insecta; Diptera; Tephritidae
Exons: 2
Coding region: 692-1303 (203 amino acids)
Source: RefSeq, a predicted model, not a curated record
AAUGAGUUAAACGUUCCGCCCCCAUACACUACUACACCACACAACACACCACUCACAAGCAACACUGGCACAUACACCACACCUGAAGACAGCAGUUUCCCCACACACCACACAUUCAUUGGAAACAGCAAAAAACACCACACACACAUCAAUACACGCAGCUGCUAAUCCACCACCGCCCAACGAGCAAAAAGCUUCGUCCUGGAAGCGAACCGACACUUUUCGACUACGAAUCUCGAGCAGUGAUCAUCGGCGGACGUUUUCGUUUAUUGCUUUUUUUCGGCAACGAUUUUGUCAUCUUCGGCGCGCAACUCAACCACCGUUCCAGCAUCUGGAGAUCCUCAGUGCGCAGCAGCGGAACCCACCAAUUAAUUAAUAGUGUUCUUCUGUGGAAUUCUAUGAAUCCACCCGUAAAACUUCCAUUGGUAUCCGACCAGGGAGUCCACAAAUUUUAAUACAUUUUGUUGCAUUCAGUUUAUAUUCACAUUCCACUGGUAUCCGACCAAGGAGUCCACAAAUUUUAAUACAUUUUGUUGCAUUCAUUUUAUAUUCAUAUUCCACUGGUAUCCGACCAGGGAGAUCUUUAUUAUAACGUUUUCAAUAUUUCCAAUAAAAUUGCGAUACAUCUUGAAGUGAAAAAAAAAAAAAAUAAUAUAUUUCGUUCUCAACGGAGUGGGUAGCAGAAGCAAACAUGGACUCAGAAAGCAUGUCAACUCCAACACCAACACUGCGAUCGGCCAUCAGUGUUCCCCGUCCUGGGGUUGUCCCAACAGCGGCACCCCGUACAAUCCCCGCAUCAGCACCGUCAACUGCAGCUCGUCAUGACACACGAGCAGCUGUAACCACACCGGCACCACCAGCGGAGCCUCAUCGCAUACGAUGCCCUCUUUGUCGCCGCCCCCAUCGACUGCAACAUUGUGGGCUCUUCAAGGGCAUGUCACCCAUCCAGCGGCAGCAGGUAGCACAGGCGCAUGGGCACUGCAACAAUUGUCUGGCACACACGCACGCGACUGAGGACUGUGACUCUGGGGCAUUGUGCCAAAUGUGUGGCAGGCAGCAUCACACGCUGCUCCACCGCACCCCAAGACGUGAGGUUGGUCGGCCACCUGCCACUCGCAGACCGCAGCAAUCCAGCCGUGUGCCACGACGCCGAAGACCGCCACCACCACCUGAGUCCCGUCUAUGGCGUCCGCGAAACGCAGUACCCAUCAGGCGCCAUCGUCAAAGGCCACACUACCGGCGCACGUCCGGACUUAGCAACGUUGUGGCAACGUUGCAACAACUCCAGCGAUUGCUAGGCUGAACAUUCGCCUAGGGGGGCCGGGAUGGCUAAAUGAGUUAAACGUUCCGCCCCCAUACACUACUACACCACACAACACACCACUCACAAGCAACACUGGCACAUACACCACACCUGAAGACAGCAGUUUCCCCACA